Daphnia pulex (common water flea) is the source of this 1297-nucleotide messenger RNA. RefSeq lists its product as uncharacterized. The record is from RefSeq and is a predicted model, not a curated record. The transcript has a single exon. Lineage: Eukaryota; Metazoa; Arthropoda; Branchiopoda; Diplostraca; Daphniidae. Bases 20 to 1012 code for a protein of 330 amino acids.
CAGUCUAGAAUUUAGUCUCAUGCAGAGCGUGUUGGCAGGAUCCCGCUUGUGCUGUAAUAAUAAGAGGCGUUUCUUCUACAGUGUCAGAAUUGUUAUUUGGUGUUCAACUACAGCCAGCCGAAUGUCGCUGGAACCCUUUACGAGCAGACGUAGUGCCCUGGUUUUCCUCAUCUUACUCAUCGUAGCGUCGAUUUUCUUUUGUUUACAAUACGUGGGAAUACGAGCCGCUGUCGACACGGUUGUCGGCCGCCCGUGUCCGAAAUCCCCCGACGUCGUCGAUUAUUGGCGGACCGUCAAUGUGGACGAAAUGACGGCGGAGCAGAUGAUGAGCUACUUCCUGUUUGCCAAUCGCACGUCUUGCCGUCUGGCCCACGAUUUCGGCGGCCAUGUCAAGCGCAAGCCGGCCGGACUGGACGGACAGAAAGCCGUUUGUCUCAUUCCAGCUCAAGUGGCACCGCCGGCUGGCGACUGUCUCGUCUACUCCUUCGGCAUCAACAACGAGUGGUCCUUCGACGACCAGAUGGAACGCUACGGCUGUCAAGUCUACGCUUUCGAUCCUUCGAUGAAAGCCGACGAUCACGACCGUAGCCCGGCCGUCCAUUUCUUCAAGCUCGGACUCAACAGUCGCGAUUCGACCAGCAAGAAAGGAUGGCACUUCCGCUCGCUCGCCUCCAUCUACCGGAUGCUGAAGAAGCGACACGGCGAACAUGUGAUCGACUAUCUCAAGAUGGACAUCGAGUUCGACGAGUGGGCCGUUAUUCCUCAGAUCAUCGAAUCGGGAAUGUUGGACAAGGUCCGGCAGCUGGCCGUCGAGAUCCACCUGUCCACCGAGGAUUCCCUGACUAGGAUGAGGGAUCGCGUGCGCAUCAUACGCUCCAUCGAAGAGCGGGGAAUGAUCCGCUUCGAUUCCAAGUUGAAUCCUUGGUUCGCGGGAAAUUUUAAACUGUUGGGCGUGUCCGGUCCUCGAGGCUACGAGAUCGCUUGGUACAACAGCAAGUUUUUAAAUGCCUGAUCGUCAUAUAGCUGUGAUUAUUAUGGUUUAUUUUUGUAACCCUCACUUGAAAGUCAUAAGUAUAAAUUCGUGAAAUUCGCGUUGGCCUAGUAAAACAAUUUCAUAGUGAUUAAAUAUGUAUUGGACUUCCACAAGUGUUAAAUUUUUAAAUUUUGGUGUUGAUAAUAAUUAAUGGUUCUGUUAUUGUUUGUAAAUAGUGCUCAUCAGUGAUGGAUAAGGGUCUCAGCAGAUUGGGGGUCAUCUUGCAGUUGACCUGGCAAUAAAAGUAGCGAAUCGUCUGUUGAA